CUUUCGGAAUAGGAAUAAGUUUUUGGAGAAAAUGAGGUCACUAUUCACCUUUGUGACUUUCACUCUUCUCUUGGUGACAUGCUCUCUCACCUUGUCAGUUGCAACUUCGAAUGACAAGAAUCACGAUCACGAUCAUGAUCACGACGAUGAUCACGAUCAUGAUGACGAUGAUGAUCACGAUCACGAUCACGAUCAUGACGAUGAUGAUGAUCAUCAUCACCAUCACCGUCGUCCUCCUCCACCUCCACGUAGGCGACCACCUCCGCCACCUCCCAAGAAUCCACCCAAGUCACCACCCCCUCCACCAUACAUUAAGUCACCCCCGCCUCCACCACCACACAUUAAGUCACCCCCACCUCCACCACCACACAUUAAGUCACCCCCGCCUCCACCACCAUACAUUAAGUCAUCCCCGCCUCCACCACCAUACUAUAACUCACCCCCUCCCCCGCCACCAUACUAUAACUCACCCCCUCCCCCGCCACCCUACUAUAACUCACCCCCACCCCCGCCACCCUACUAUAACUCACCCCCACCCCCGCCACCCUACUAUAACUCACCCCCACCCCCGCCACCAUACUACAACUCACCCCCACCCCCGCCACCAUACUCUAAGUCACCCCCACCCCCACCACCCUAUUAUAACUCACCCCCGCCCCCGCCACCCUACUAUAACUCACCCCCGCCCCCGCCACCCUACUAUAACUCACCCCCACCCCCGCCACCCUACUAUAACUCACCCCCACCCCCACCACCAUACUAUAACUCACCUCCACCCCCGCCACCCUACUAUAACUCACCUCCACCUCCCCCACCAUACAAUAAGUCACCCCCACCCCCACCACCCUACUAUAACUCACCCCCACCCCCGCCACCCUACUAUAACUCACCCCCACCCCCACCACCAUACUAUAACUCACCUCCACCCCCGCCACCUUACUAUAACUCACCUCCACCUCCCCCACCAUACAAUAAGUCACCCCCACCCCUACCACCCUACUAUAACUCACCCCCACCCCCGCUACCCUACUCCUACUAUAACUCACCCCCACCCCCGCCACCCUACAACAAGUCACCCCCACCCCCGCCACCCUACAACAAGUCACCCCCACCCCCGCCACCAUACAACAAGUCACCCCCACCCCCGCCACCCUACUAUAACUCACCUCCACCCCCGCCACCAUACUAUAACUCACCCCCACCCCCACCCCCAUACAAUAAGUCACCUCCACCCCCACCCCCACCCCCACCGCACUAUCCGUACCCUUCUCCACCACCCCCGUUUUACCCUCAAAAGUCACCUCCACCUCCAUACUAUUAUAAUCCACCUCCCCAUCAUCAUCACCACCCUUAGAUUGUUAUUUGGAAAUAAAGAACGUGUCCAAAUAAAGGAGUCUGAAGGACUUGAAGAAGCACCAUCUACUGAACAAUGGAACACGUUUUGUUAAUCUAUCAUUGAUUUGGUUUCGCUUUCUUUAUAUAUUUAUAUAUUUUCAUAUUUCAAGUUUUAAGGGACAGUUCAAAUCUGAUCCCCAUGUCUACGCUUCUCCUGCAUCCAUUGCGGUUUUCUAACUGCUGCCAGUGCACUAUGUUGUAUUAUGCCAACUUAUAUUAUAUAUAAUAAAUAAUACCCUAAAUUUAUCA
This is a messenger RNA of Vigna angularis (adzuki bean), 1644 nucleotides long. Its product is annotated as extensin-1-like. The record is from RefSeq and is a predicted model, not a curated record. NCBI's taxonomy places the organism in Eukaryota, Viridiplantae, Streptophyta, Magnoliopsida, Fabales, Fabaceae. The transcript has 3 exons. Bases 32 to 1354 code for a protein of 440 amino acids.